Poecilia latipinna (sailfin molly) is the source of this 5276-nucleotide messenger RNA. RefSeq names its product adhesion G protein-coupled receptor A2 (gene adgra2). The record is from RefSeq and is a predicted model, not a curated record. Gene Ontology annotation, biological process: positive regulation of canonical Wnt signaling pathway; cell surface receptor signaling pathway; sprouting angiogenesis. The coding region runs from base 760 to 4911 and encodes 1383 amino acids. Gene Ontology annotation, molecular function: protein binding; G protein-coupled receptor activity. The transcript has 19 exons. NCBI's taxonomy places the organism in Eukaryota, Metazoa, Chordata, Actinopteri, Cyprinodontiformes, Poeciliidae. Gene Ontology annotation, cellular component: plasma membrane; Wnt signalosome.
AUACCCUCAACUGAGUGAGUUUUGAGACUGACAGAGGCGUACAGACAAAACCCCGCUUUAUUUUGGGGAACCAGACGGGAGCAGAUGAGGAACAAACUCCUUUCUUGUCCGACUUCAUUCCGCCCCCCGACCCCACUCCCCCCCCCCUCCCGUUUAAAUCCAGUCUAAAUUCUGUGCGUGAGAGUGCGGGGACCUCCCGGGAAUCGAGGAAAAAGCCGAGGAAAACUUCGAAAAGAAUCAUCGGAACAAGACAGUAAAGUUAAUUUAUUCAUCUCUUCUUUAGAAAUAGUCGCGACUCGGAAUGAAUGUGCGUGAGUUCUGCGGUAAAUCUCAGCAGCGCGUGGAUUGACUUUCAGAGGGCAAGAUAACGGUAAUUUGGACACUCCCGUGAAUCCUGAAAAAAAAAAAAAAAAGAGUAAAUCUAUUUUUUGGGUUAGUCACAACCACGUUUUCCAGGACCCAGAAAGCCAUCGCUGGCAUAACUGCUGUAAACCACCGGAUGGACUCUCGUCCUUUGGAUUUAACGACCUUUUUGGAGCAAAGGGGAGCCGUGCGCCCAGGCUGCUGCCAUGACAUAACGGGACAUUUGGGAAAUCAGCGCCUCUGAUAUUUCUGGAAUGACCGGAUGAGAUGGGAGUUCACUGUUGAGCGAAAGACUUUCACCCGUCAUUCAUUUAUCUAACUCCCGUGAGCUCGGCGUGCCUCUUCAUUCUUCCUUUUCAUAAACUCCAACCGAGACCUUCAUGGUGGAGAUAUGGGAUGACUGGAGGCGGGGGUGCAGCUGAGGUGAGAUCCAGGCGAAGGACAAUGGUUGCGCCCGCAGCUGGCAUCCCUCUGCUGCCGGGGCGUCUGGUACUGAUGCUGCUCCUGCUGUCCGCCUCCGGAGCGGGACUCGUCCAGGUUUGCCCCGGGCCGCUCGCCUCCACCAGCGGCUGCAGCUGCGCGGAGGAUCGCCCCAAGGCGCACGGCGCUCAAUCUGUGGGCAGGAGGGUGAGCUGCAGCAAGGAGGAGCUGGUUGAACUUCCGGACUUCAGUUUGUUCCCCAACAGGACCGUCACUCUAAUACUGAGCCACAACAAGAUCCGAGUUCUGAGAAAUGGAUCCUUCAUUGGACUUAACUCCUUGGAAAAGCUGGAUCUGAAGCACAACCUAAUCAGCACCAUCAUGCCUGGAGCCUUCCAAGGCCUGUCUGAGCUUCGGAAGCUCGACCUGUCCAACAACCGCAUCGGCUGCCUGACCACAGACAUGUUCCUAGGACUGACCAACCUCACCAAGCUAAACCUCUCUGGCAACAUCAUCUCAACCCUGGAUCCAGGCGUGUUUGAGGAGCUGCCUUCCCUCAAACAAGUAAACUUCGUGUCAGACUACUUGUCCUGUGACUGUGGGCUCCGUUGGAUGCCGAGCUUCCUCCGCAGCAGCUCGGUGCGUGUGGGAGAAGAUACCCUGUGCGCCUUCCCGAGGACCUUGAGGGGAAAGCCCCUGCGAGGCCUGAGAGAAAGCCAGCUAAGCUGUGACGGUCCACUGGAGCUACACACCCUGUCGCUGCUGCCGUCCCAGCGUCAGGUGGUCUUCAGAGGCGACCGGCUGCCAUUCCACUGCACUGCUGCCUUGAUGGACAAGCUCACCAGCAUACACUGGCGUCACAAUGGUCAAGUAGUGACAUCUGACCCUGACAGAGGCGUCCAGCUGGAGGAUAGCGUGGUGCAUGAUUGCACCUUCAUCACCAGCGAGCUCAUAUUAUCCAACGUUCACGUGGAGGCAAGUGGAGAGUGGGAGUGUGUGGUCACUACUGGGCGGGGCAAUGCCUCGCGCACUGUUGAAAUCGUAGUGCUGGAGAACAGCGCCUCCUUCUGCCCAGAAGAUAAAGUUCUAAACAACCGCGGGGAGUUCCGUUGGCCAAGAACUCUGGCCGGCAUCACCUCCCACCAGUACUGUCUGCAGCUCCGUUACCCCUCCUUGUCUGUGGAGGGGGUAACGGAGCAGAAAAAGGCCUCCCGAUACUGUGACCGGUCCGGAAAGUGGCACGAGGGCGACUACUCCAACUGCCAGUACACCAACGGCAUCACUCGUGUCUUGCAUACCUUCAUUUUGACACCCAUAAACGCGUCCAACGCCGUCACCGUGGCCCAUCAGGUGCGGACAUACACGCUGGAAGUGGCUGGCUUCACUGACUCUGUAGAUGUGCUGUAUAUUGCCCAGAUAAUGGAGAAGUUCAUGGAAUACGUCAGGCAGCUGCGAGUGUUGUCGGAGGUGAUCGUUGAUAUGGGCAGCAACCUGAUGCAGGUGGACGACCAGAUCCUUGCUCUUGCUCAGAGAGAGAAAAGAGCGUGCAGCUCCAUCGUCUACUCUCUGGAAACUUUAGCCUGGCCUCAGUUACACGGUGGAGCACAAGACUUCUCUGUGGUGUCUAAGAACAUCGUGAUGGAAGCUCACCUGAUCCGACCCGCGCACUUCACCGGUAUAACCUGCACCGCAUAUUACCACCGCGAGUUGCCAACAGGACGGCCAGGAGUGGAGACGUCGGAGUCUGCACCUCAGCAACUCCUUCAUUUCCGCUGCAGCACUGGCUCCCAUAACGUCUCCCUCACCAACUUCCCCUUGAAGAAUUCUGUAGCCCUCGCUUCUGUGACUGUUCCAGCCACUUUGUUUCCCCCGGAUGCUGCUGCGGACUGCAAGCUGCAGUUUGUGGCUUUCCGAACAGGAAGCUUUUUUCCUCUACUGCCAAACUCAAGCAACGCCGUUGAACAAUCUCGCAGACGAAGUGUCAACACUCCUGUCAUCUUUGUAGGCCUUGACGGCUGCACCAUGUGGAACUAUUCUGAUCACAUCUGGGUAUCCCUGCGCCACUUGACCCCAGGCACCGAUGCAGUGGCAGCCCAGUGGAGCCACACAGAACCAGGGAAACUGGGAGGCUGGAGCCAGCAAGGCUGCCAGCUUGUUCACACUGACAGCAGCACUUCACUGAUGCGCUGCUCUGUGCUCGGCAACUAUGCGGUGCUGCAGGAAGUUCCCACCUUCCCCAACUCCAGCUUAGUCUCUGUGAGGGUGCUCCACCCUGUGGUCUACGCAUGCACUGCAGUGCUGCUUCUCUGCCUCUUCACCAUCAUCAUUACCCACAUACUACACCACAGUUCCAUACAGAUAUCAAGAAAAAGUUGGCACACUCUGCUGAACACCUGUUUCCACAUCGCCAUGACAUCGGCUAUUUAUGCAGGAGGCAUAAGCCUAACCAGCUACCCUCUUGUCUGUCAGGCAGUGGGCAUCGCUCUUCACUACUCCUCUCUGUCAACACUGCUGUGGAUUGGGGUUAGCGCCAGGGUCAUUUACAAAGAGGCCGUGUGGAGAACGCCCCGGCAGACGGAAGGAGAGUCUUCCCCUCCACCUACUCAGCGACCUAUGCUCAGGUUCUAUUUAAUAGCCGAUGGAGUUCCUCUCAUCAUUUGUGGAAUCACUGCAGCUGUCAACGUCAACAACUAUGGAGACAAUAGCCCUUACUGCUGGCUGAUCUGGCGCUCAAGUCUAGGAUCUUUCUUUGUCCCUGCUGGUUUAGUGGUGUUGGUGACCUGGAUUUAUUUCCUGUGCACUGUGCUUCGCCUGAGGCACCGUGUGUCCAAAGAAUGCACAGGAACCACCCUGUCCUCUCCUGGGACAGAGGGCCAUCCUGCACUGGCAGGAAGCACCAGCCUGCUCUCCACAGACUCAGCAGGGAGACCUAUAACCCCAGCCGCCCCUCCAGAGGAUCAGUACUCGCUGAAGACACAGUUUUCUAUACUGGUAGCCACCCACUUCCUGUUCGCAGCUCUUUGGUGUUGUGGAGCCAUGGCAGUGUGGCUAACAGGGCGCGCAAGCUUGCUGUUCAGCUGUCUCUAUGGGAUAGUCGCCACAGUUUUAGGGGUGUUUCUGGUGGUGCACCACUGCUUUCGACGCCGUGACGUGCAGACGUCGUGGCUGGGCUGCUGCCCAGGUUAUCGUCGCUCCCAUCCGAUGUCCACUUACACAAACACUUGCACCACUGUAAGUGGAGUGCAGACAUCGGAGCAAGGAUCCCAGCUCUUCAUCAACUGCCAUCCACCCGCUGACUCUCACAACUCGUCCUCAGCCAGGUCAUCGUCCACGCCGAGCGGGAUCAGCAGCGUCGGACCUGGGCCGUGCAAGCUCACAAACCUGUUGCAGGUGGCACAGGACAAUCCCAGCAACGCUUCAAGAGUCCCUACAAGCAACAACACGAGCACCAGUACAGACAACAUCACAAAGCCGACAAACAAUGUCCUUCCCUCCAUAAACUCUUCAGCCCCGGUACAUCCCCAGAGAAAAAAAGUGAGUAGCAGAACUAAACAAGGGAGUAGUCAACAUUAUCAUCGAGGUGAGGGCAGAGGUCACUACCGCCUGAAAGCUCUGAGGACUGCUGGAGGGGGCAGUCUUGGUGCUUUAGGGCCGACAGGUUCGGAGCACCUCAAUUCCUCGCAUGCUUUUUACAAGCAGGCCACAAGUGAGAACGGCAGCAUCCACCACAGUCUCUCAGAGAACCAGGCCACCCUGCUGACCAACGGAAAGCGAGUGGGGGAGUCGGCAGCCACCAGCCCCUCUGAGGGGAGCGACGGGGGCAGCAGCGGGAGCCGCAAACCCUUCCCUCUGCCGCCCUCUGCUGCCAGCAGAGUGGCCAUGCACAGCAAUCAAAGACGAUGCUCCAGCAGAGACAACUUGAAAGUGGCAGCAUCUGCAGAGCGAGAAACUAAGCGCUGCUCCUAUCCUUUGAACUGUGUCGCCAACACCGUGCCCGGGGCUGCUGCCCCAAAUGGCACCCUGAAAAUCUCGGUGCUCGAGCUUGAGCAGGACAUGAGUGGCACGGACCAAUCCCAGAGUUCUGUUGGAAUGAAAACUGGUUUGUGGAAAAGUGAAACCACAGUAUAAAAUUUUGGAUGAACUUGUAUGCAUGACCUUAAUGAAAUGACCGGGUUGUGUUUUAACGUCCACUUAACAAUUAUAUAAUUUAAGAUAUAAUAUCAUGAAGGCAUCCAGGACUCUAAACUGGUACGUUUGCCUCUGUAGCUUUGUAAGUUUGAUGUGAAAUAUUAAGGCAGUUUCUGUUAUUGACAUGUUCGAGCAUACACAUUUAUUUUAAUCACUUUACAAAAGAAUGUGUAAAAGAUAUUUUAAUUUGGCAUUUGAUGUUGUAUUUGGAUGCCUCAUGAAAGCUUUAUUGUUUUAGUUGUAAAUUUUCUAUGCAUUUGAACUAUAGCAUAAAAUGGAGUGCAAAGCCGUCUGUUUCCAAAGCA